Messenger RNA from Micromonas commoda, 2830 nucleotides. RefSeq lists its product with no specific name. The record is from RefSeq and is a predicted model, not a curated record. Lineage: Eukaryota; Viridiplantae; Chlorophyta; Mamiellophyceae; Mamiellales; Mamiellaceae. The transcript has 3 exons. Gene Ontology annotation, molecular function: molecular adaptor activity; protein kinase binding. The coding region runs from base 1 to 2709 and encodes 902 amino acids. Gene Ontology annotation, biological process: reticulophagy; positive regulation of protein phosphorylation; autophagy of mitochondrion. Gene Ontology annotation, cellular component: Atg1/ULK1 kinase complex; phagophore assembly site membrane; extrinsic component of membrane.
AUGGAUGAUGAGGAGUUUGGAGCGCAGGCUGAGACAAGACGCCCGGGUCCGAGGAGAGACUAUCAGAGUGGCACGCGCGGCAGGGGGUUCGGCGGGACGGAGGUCGCGAUGCUCAUCCUCAUCGCCCACACGGGCAAGACCGUGGAGCUGGAAUGCGACGGAACCUCGAGGGUGGAUUCGCUGCUCCAAGCGUUGGCGUCCCUCACCGGCGUGCCCUCGGGCGACCAGCUGUUGCUCUUCGCGGGUCAGAAGCUGGAGCCGUCCAAGCCGCUGGCAACCUACGGCCUGCCCGAGGCGUCGGGCACCGCCGCGCCCGGCCCGAGGAGCAUCCACGGGGACCAGGUGCACCACGUCGAGGACGAGAAACCUCGCCACGUCUUCCUCUACUGCAAGAGCCUGCUCCGCCCGGACGCCCAGGCCCCGCCGGAGGAACCCUUCGAGGACGUCGCCGUCGACCCGCCCCCGCCGGCGCCGCCGCGGUCGGACGGAACGCACCCGCUCGACGACGCGUCCUCGCCGCUCAUUCGAGCGCUGCCCGACUACGAGAGGCAGUUCCGGCACCACCGCCAGUCCGCGGCGGCGGUGUGGAGCGCGACGCAGAUGAGGUUCGAGGAGUGCCGGCGGCUGGUGACGGAGAUGCACGUCCAGGCGCUCGCCAUAGACAGCGCCAGGGAUAACGUCGACCACCACUUCAACUACAUAUGUCGAUGCCAGGCUGAGUUUGAGCGUUCGCACUCGGCGCAAAACGCGGCGCACUCUGAGCUUCUGGAGUGCUUCGACCGGGACAUGGAGACGCUGGAGAGCACCGCGUUGCACCCCGCGGUCGUGGAGCACUGCGAGCGCAGGCGCGCGGAGGCUGUGAGGACCGCCUCCGAGACGGCCGCGACGGAGGGGGAAAAGAGCGGGCCGAAAGUCGCCGCGGAUCCGCCGUCGGUGACGGGCUCGGGAUCAUCCGCCGGGUCGGGCGACGUGACGAGUUCCACGGAGAGCGCGACGGGGGGCGAGGGUAAGACCCAAAUCGAGGGUAAGACCGGAGGGUCCGCGCCUCCGUCCCCGUCGAGGACACAGCUGGCGCCGCCCGCGAUACCGCCCGUUCGCAGGAACCUCCUCGACUGCGUACCCGCUGAGAGAAUCCGUCGGUGGGCGCAGGACUGCGCCAGAUCCCACGACGCGUUCAACGCCAAGGUUGCCGACUUGGCGGCCAUGUUUAACGCGCUGCACGCCACCACCGAGGAGCUGUUCAUGACCGGACCGGACGUGGACAUCGCCGCGCUCGAGGAGGAACUCGAGAGAGCGCAGGGAAAAUUGGCCGAGCAGGCUGCCGUGAUUCAGUGCCUGGACAAGGACCUGAACACGGUGGGAAGGCUGGUGGAGGAGACGGUGGGCGACCUCGCGUCCAACAGGGGCGGGACCGGGUCCGUGGGCGGCGGGGCCCUGGACGCGUGCGCGGCUCUCGACCCCAUGAACGAGCUCCACGUAAAGUCGCACCUUCCCGCGGUUGACGCCGUCGACCGCGAGAUGGCCGCUCUGCACUGGCACUGCGCGCAGUGCAAGCACGCGAUGGGAGCGUGCGUGCACCGUCAGCUGCAGAGCAUCAGCGCGCUGCAGUCCCAGAUCCACCAGACCCGGAACAAGCAGGCUGGGUUCAAGGAGUGGGGCAAGCGGCAGGAACAAAAGUUCAGGGAGCUGAGGAUCGCCAGGCGGAUCCCCCGCGUGUACCGAGCGUGCCUCGCCGAGGUGGCCAGGCGCGUCGCGUUCCAGGAGAUGUACGCGGCGCAGGCGGGUAAGCUGGCGGAGCGAAUGGCGCGGCACAGGGAGCGGGAGACGCGAAGGCGCGAGCAGUUUACCAAAUCGCACGAGAGGUACCUUCCCCCGGAGGUCAUCGCCGGCCUCGGUCUGUGCGCGCCGCCGCCGCAGUGCGAGGUGACGGUGACGCGAUCCGGGACGAGGGAGGGCGCCGACGUGGGGACCCCGCCGUUGGCGCGCGUCACCGAGGAGGACCUGAGGCGCAUCGGGUCGGAUGCGGCGGCGGCGUACGUCGAGGAACUUCCGUCGCCGCCGCCCUCGCCGAUGGUUGGAGUCGGAGCAAUAGAAGUUGGAGACGACGCCGCAGAACUCCUCGGAUCCCUCGCGCUCGACGACGACGAGGGGGACGAGACGGACGAUGACGAGGACGAUACCGAGGACGGGGAUAAGGACGGUGAUAAGGACGGGGUGUCGCUCGGCGACGGGGCGAUGACCAGGAGCCGCGCGGGGCGGGACGGGGACUUGUACCUGGAAAACGCAAGACUACGAGCGGAUCUCGCCGCAAACGUGGCUCUCCUCGCGACGAUCGAUUCGGACAGAGUUCGCGUAUUGAGCAAGUCCGCGCAGACGUCGCAGGUUCUCCCCUCGGAGAAUGAGCUCGGGCGGGAGCCUGUGGGGGUUCAGACGUCGCGCGGGAGCCUGGGUCCGAUGGGUGCGUCGACGAUGGGUCGAUCGAUGCAAACCGCGCGGGCUUCGACGGAGGGCGUCGGGGUGCAGACGUCGAGGACCCUUCGCGCGCCCGCGGAGUCGGAGGGGGCAUCCACGCAGACGUCCCAGGUGCUCGAGUCCGAGGAGGGCCGAACCGAACGCGCGCGCUGGCGCGUUGAGGUUCGAGCUCGGCAGGGUUACGCGCGCGCUCCGGCAGCGGGAGGCGCGCGUUCGGUCGUUGGAGCGCGAGGCUGACGCGACGCCGUCGCCCGCGCGCGGCGUCGUCGCCGACCCGGGCAGGUCGCCGACGCCCGAUCCCCUGUCGGCGCUCAUGUGAACGGACGACGCGAUUGAUUCACCUACUAUCGUGACUACC